UCCAGGGAUGAGCGCCCCGCCGCCCGCCCGCGACGCCACGCGACUCUGAGCCUCCUGCUACUCGCAGGGCAUCAGCCUCCAGACUCGUCGUCACUCGCAGGAGAACAAGAGCGAGGCGGACCCGAGACUACUUCCCCCCCAUGAGAAGGGCUGCCGGUCACGUGAGCGUGGCUUCGUCCGUCUCGUCGGCGUCGGUGCGACAUGCUCACAAGAUGGCUGACCUUCAGUGCUUGCGUGUUGGCGGCAGUUCCAGGAGAAGAGGCUCAGCUCCAGGUGAAGGAAGGCGACCGCGCGGGGACCAGCGGCCACCCCAGGGUCUUCUUCGACGAGUUUUUCGGCCUCGUGGAGACAUCCGACGACGACGAGAAGGACGAGACUCGUAGGAACUGCACCUGUCCGCAGUGCGGCGUCGUGAACCAGGAGAUCCGCAUCGUGGGCGGGCGGCCGACGGGCGUGAACCGCUACCCGUGGGUGGCGCGCCUCGUGUACGACGGCCAGUUCCACUGCGGCGGCUCGCUGCUGGACAGCCGCUACGUGCUCACCGCGGCGCACUGCGUCAGGAGGCUGAAGAAGUCCAAGAUCCGGGUGUACCUGGGCGAUCACGACCAGUUCAACGCCACCGAGACGCCGGUGAUCCUGCGCAUGGUGUCCGCCGUCAUCCGGCACCGCAACUUCGACGUGAACUCGUACAACCACGACAUCGCGCUGCUGAGGCUGCGCAAGCCCAUCACCUACACCAAGAGGGUGCGGCCCGUCUGCCUGCCGCAGGACGACGCGGACCCGGCGGGGCGCAGCGGCAUCGUGGUGGGCUGGGGCCGCACCACGGAGGGCGGCGCCCUGCCGUCCAUCGUGCAGGAGGUGCAGGUGCCCAUCCUCACGCUGCAGCAGUGCCGCCAGAGCAAGUACAAGCCGAGCCGCAUCACGCCCAACAUGCUGUGCGCGGGCCGCGGCGACCACGACUCCUGCCAGGGUGACAGCGGAGGGCCCUUGGUCAUACAGAGCGCCCCUGAUCGGCUCGAGAUAGUUGGUAUCGUGUCGUGGGGAGUGGGCUGCGGGCGGCCCGGCUACCCAGGGGUGUACACCAGGGUGACCCGCUACCGCGACUGGAUCAGGAGGAACAUGAGGGACUCCUGCCAGUGCUCCAAGUCCGGGAGUAGGGCGCGCCGCGGCCGGCGGACCAAUGAGGCGCGGCGGGCAGGGAAGAGCGAGGCGGCGCCCCGAGGCAACACCUCAGUGCCGGCGAUGAGGGCGAGCCGGCGUGGUCCCUGCGUCCUAGCCGCCGCCGCGCUGCUGAGCUGGGCGGCCGCCACCGGGUCUCAGAAUGCAAGCGAAAACGGCGCGUCGAAGGGGAUAUUCGGUAACUUCUUCGUGAAAACCACCUCACCGGCUCCUCCGCUGAAUCGUUGCACUUGCAGCUGCGGGCUGCCCAACGAGGAGACGCGCAUCGUGGGCGGCGUGACGACGCGGCAGCACGAGUACCCCUGGAUGGUGCGGCUCACGUACUUCAACCGCUUCUACUGCGGCGCCAUGCUCAUCAACGACCGCUACAUCAUGACGGCGGCGCACUGCGUCCGGGGGUUCAUCUGGUUCAUGAUCAAGGCGACGUUCGGCGAGCACGACCGCUGCGACGCCGCCGCCAAGCCCGAGUCGCGCUUCGUGAUCCGCGCCUUCACCGGCGACUUCAGCUUCAGCCUGUUCAGCAACGACAUCGCCGUGCUGCGGCUGAGCGCGCGCGUGCCCGUCUCCGCGCACAUCCGGCCCGUGUGCCUGCCCAGGAGCGCCGAGCCGUCGUACGAGGGCGCCUCGGCGCUGGCGGCGGGCUGGGGCACGCUGGGAGAGGGCGGCAAGGUGGCCUGCAGCUUGCAGAAGGUGGACCUGCCCGUCAUGGGCAACCAGCAGUGCCGCCUCGAGUCCGCCUACAACCAGAGGAUGAUCACGGACAAGAUGCUGUGCGCCGGCCACCUGGUCGGCGGCAAGGACUCGUGCCAGGGUGACAGUGGGGGACCUCUGGUAACUUUAAGGGAAGACAAAAAAUACGAAGUUAUUGGUAUCGUGUCUUGGGGGAACGGCUGCGCUCGGAAAGGAUAUCCUGGAAUAUACACUCGCGUGAACAAGUAUCUGGACUGGAUCCUGGAACAUUCCAGGGACGGCUGCUUCUGUGACGACGACUGAAGUCUGCAUCAGUCCUGCAUCAAGGACACCGCCAUUUUCACUACAACAUGACAGUACUUCAUGCCCACGAGAUCCUAGUGUCUAGGCUGCGUGACUUAUUUAUUAUUUCUUUAAAAACUUUGAUCGGUACACAACGUUCGUCAGUGAAGUUGUUAAAUUUCUCUCAUCGAAGUUCUGACGAUUGGUUUUGGCGUUAUUCAGAGCCUAAUGCCGUGUUUGAACAAUUACUUCAUGAAAGUUUCAGCUAUAAACGUUUUUUCUUUAUACCAUAUAUUUAUUGUAACAGAUGCACAACCUAUGUAAACAUCUAUGUUUUUAUUUUUACUUUUUUAUUACAAAAUGUUUUACUAAAGUUUUUUUUUCUUCCAUCAUUCUCUUUUGCACAUUUACGUAAAAUUUGACUGAAGUGUUUUAGUUCUGCCUCUGAUUUGAAUAGGGCCUAUGAUCCGCAGCUGAUGAUAAUAUGUGUUUUGCAAGGAAUA
Messenger RNA from Bacillus rossius redtenbacheri, 2654 nucleotides. RefSeq names its product transmembrane protease serine 9-like. Gene Ontology annotation, molecular function: serine-type endopeptidase activity. The transcript is spliced from 14 exons. The record is from RefSeq and is a predicted model, not a curated record. Lineage: Eukaryota; Metazoa; Arthropoda; Insecta; Phasmatodea; Bacillidae. Gene Ontology annotation, biological process: proteolysis. The coding region runs from base 202 to 2172 and encodes 656 amino acids.